AACUACUCGCAAACGGGAUUCUAACGAAUUGUGAACGGAAAAGGAAACGCCCACGUGGACGUGAGCCGCACGAACAAGGAUAACAAAACUAUGGAAAUAAGACAACAUUACAAAGGCCAAUACAAACAAACGGAUACUAAAAACAUCAAAGGACCUUCCCAAAUUGGUACUGUGUUUUGAGGGCCAAAAUGAUAUCCCUAAACCAACCUAUGUUCGCACAUUUGCGUGGAAGAUCCAAUAUUAGUUUGGCCGAAAGUGUACCUGCCGACAUUGCGCACAUGGUGGACCCAUAUUGGUAUCAAUGGCCGCCCAUGGAACCCAUGUGGUUCGGCAUCAUUGGCUUCAUCAUCACCAUUUUGGGCAUUAUGUCUUUAGCCGGUAACUUUGUGGUCAUCUACAUUUUCACCUCUGCCAAACCGUUGAGAACACCCUCCAACAUGUUUGUGGUCAACUUGGCCUUUUCCGACUUUAUGAUGAUGUUCACCAUGUUUCCACCGGUUGUACUUAAUGGCUUCUAUGGCACUUGGAUUAUGGGACCCUUUUGGUGCGAAUUAUACGGUCUUUGCGGUUCACUCUUCGGUUGUGUCUCGAUUUGGUCCAUGACACUGAUUGCCUACGAUCGUUACUGUGUCAUUGUUAAGGGUAUCGCACGGAAACCUUUGACCAUAAUUGCAGCAGUUUUCCGACUCAUGUUCAUUUGGGGUGUUUGCAUGCUGUGGGCUAUUUUCCCCAUGAUUGGAUGGAAUCGUUAUGUACCUGAGGGAAAUAUGACUGCAUGCGGCACGGAUUACUUUGCCAAAGAUUGGUACAAUCGUUCGUACAUUGUUGUGUAUUCGGUGUGGGUGUAUCUGACACCUCUGACGACAAUCAUCUUCUCAUAUUGGCACAUAUUGAAGGCCGUUCGAAUUCACGAAAAAGCAAUGCGUGAACAGGCGAAGAAGAUGAAUGUGGCUUCCCUGAGGCAUAGCGAUGCCGACAACAACAAAUCAGUGGAAAUCAAAUUAGCUAAAGUGGCUUUGGUCACCAUAUCCUUAUGGUUUUUGGCCUGGACGCCAUACACGAUUAUCAAUUACGCAGGCAUCUUUGAGUCAAUGCAUUUGUCUCCUCUGAGUACCAUUUGCGGGUCAGUGUUCGCCAAAGCCAAUGCGGUGUGCAAUCCAAUUGUCUACGGCUUGAGUCAUCCCAAAUAUAAACAAGUUUUGAAGGAGAAACUCCCAUGCUUGGCUUGUGCCAAAGAUGAUGUCGCGGCAGAAGUGCGAACUCAAGCCACAGCGGAGAUCAGCGAAUCAGCAGCAUAAUUUUUCCGCAACCGAACAAGUUGUAAUAGCUACUAAGGGCAAAGUUGGUUAUAAGUACACAAAGAUAAAGAAAAGUUCAUAUUUUCUGAAGGACUAUGAUUUUAUAUACUGUCGAUUUAUAUUUAAUCUAAGCAUAUAAUUUUUAUUCAAACAAAUUCUGUGGUAUAUCUUCAUGAUGAGAAACGGCGAAAGACUCUGGCGAUGACGACGAUAAGCUUUUGUAAACGGUUUCAUUCCUAUGGCAACAAAAACAAUUCAACGAAAAAAAUUUUAUAAAAAUAUAUAUAAAAAAAUUAAACUUGCAAUUAAAAAAAAAGUACAAAAAUAAACCAA
Molecule: messenger RNA, 1631 nt
Organism: Stomoxys calcitrans (stable fly)
Lineage: Eukaryota; Metazoa; Arthropoda; Insecta; Diptera; Muscidae
Product: opsin Rh6
Exons: 3
Coding region: 189-1298 (369 amino acids)
Biological process (GO): G protein-coupled receptor signaling pathway; visual perception; phototransduction
Cellular component (GO): membrane
Molecular function (GO): G protein-coupled receptor activity
Source: RefSeq, a predicted model, not a curated record